This is a messenger RNA of Auanema sp. JU1783, 1389 nucleotides long. The record is from the annotation of a GenBank genome assembly. Lineage: Eukaryota; Metazoa; Nematoda; Chromadorea; Rhabditida; Rhabditidae.
AUGAGAGGAAACCAUGAAGUGGACAGCCCGACAAAGAAGAAAUACAAUAUAGCAUUAGUUUCUGAUUUCUUCUGUCCAAAUGCUGGAGGUGUUGAAACCCACAUUUACUUUCUGGGUGAAUGUUUAAUUAAGCUGGGGCAUAAAGUUAUUGUUAUUACACAUUCUUAUGAACAACGAAAAGGUGUUUGCUAUUUGACGAAUGGUCUCAAAGUUUAUUACCUGCCAUUUGUUGUUGCCUACAAUGGAUGUAGUUUAGCAACCAUUACUGGCAGUUUUCCUUGGUUGCGUAAAGUAUUUCUGCGAGAAAAAAUUGAGCUGGUACAUGGGCAUUCAACUUUCUCAUCUAUGGCCCAUGAAGCUAUGUUUAACGGAUGGAUUAUGGGUUUGAGAACAGUGUUCACUGAUCAUUCUUUAUUCGGGUUUGCCGAUGCAUCGGCUAUCCUUACAAACACUUUAGUUCUUCAAUACUCUUUAGCUAAUGUUGAUAGGGUGAUAUGUGUAUCUUACACUAGUAAAGAAAACACAGUUUUGCGUGGUAAGCUGAAUCCUACAACCGUUUCUACUAUUCCGAAUGCCAUUCAAACAUCUUUAUUCUACCCAGAUAAACAGAAGUUUCAUAACAAUCCUACUACCAUAGUUUUCAUUGGUAGACUUGUAUACAGGAAAGGAGCAGAUCUUCUUUGCGCGAUUAUACCUAAGAUAUGUAAAUUAUUCCCGGACGUCCGUUUUGUUAUUGGCGGAGACGGUCCUAAACGGGUCGAUAUGGAAGAGAUGCGAGAGAAGUACAAUCUCCACGGAAGAGUUUUGAUGCUUGGAAUGGUACCUCACAACAUGGUUCGGGAUGUUUUAGUUGAAGGGCAGAUUUUCAUAAAUACUUCUUUAACUGAAGCGUUCUGUAUGAGCAUAGUUGAGGCUGCUAGCUGCGGCUUGCACGUUGUAUCAACAAAAGUUGGUGGAAUACCAGAAGUUUUACCCCCAUCCUUUAUUUCAUUGGAAGACCCAGUCGUUGAGGAUUUGGUCAGAGCUUUGAGCGAUGUCAUCAACAAAAGAAAUAAAGGAUUACUCAUGGACCCCGAAGAGAAACAUGAAGAAGUGUCGAAGAUGUACUUUUGGCCUGAUGUUGCUUCCAGGACUCAGAUUAUUUAUGAUGAUGCCAUGAAUGUGAAACCGAAGAAAUGGAUUGAAGGAAUUUCGAAUUAUGCUCAUCAUGGACUAGGUUUCGGAGUACUUUACAUAUGGGUUGCCGUUAUUAACAUGAUUCUGUUACUCAUUUUGAACCUUUUUGAUCCACCUGAGAAAGUUCCAGAAAAAACUAACAGGAGGAUGUCAACGCGCAAAGAGAAACUAGGAGUGUCUGAUAGGUCCAAGUGUCGCAAUCGCAAAGAAUGA